Messenger RNA from Drosophila rhopaloa, 3701 nucleotides. It is a transcript of the gene HP5, whose product is annotated as muscle M-line assembly protein unc-89. Lineage: Eukaryota; Metazoa; Arthropoda; Insecta; Diptera; Drosophilidae. The transcript is spliced from 5 exons. The record is from RefSeq and is a predicted model, not a curated record. The coding region runs from base 267 to 2927 and encodes 886 amino acids.
UAUGUCCGCCAGGGUCACACCGGUGAUGGCGUCUUUAAAUGUUGUAAAAUCUCAGUGAUUUUUUUGCUGAAUGAAAACGCGAUUUUCGAGCGCAUCCGAUAACUGGGAAGACAAACUGGGUGCCCGUCCCGCGCCAGGUAUUGUCCAUAUUGAGAAGCGCCUUUUAAUUGGUCAGAAUCGAGGCAAUAUAGCCAAAUAAACGGUGUGGCAAACGUGCGUUCGUUUCGUUUCCGUGGGAAAAUCGCAACGGGCGGCAUUCUACGAUAAUGGACAUAUUUGAUAUGGUAAAGGCGGCGCCGCCGCCGCAAACAAUAAAUCCAGUGGAGAGCAAGAUGUCCACUCCGUCUCCAAUUCCCCCUGAUUCUCCACUAGACGCCAUAGACCUCCUGGAGAGUGGUAUUAUAUCGAAUGAGGAUGAUUUGGAUAAGGAGGCGACCCUAGACGAGUCACCUUUUCAAAUACCCAAACGAAAGCCAGAUGACACAUGUCAAAACAUAGACGAAUCGCCGUUCACAAUACCAAAAAGGCUCAAAAAGUUUGAAGAAGAUAUCGAAGAACUGGAAAAAGCUAUGGGCAAUAUAAGCAAUCGCAUUGAGAAGCAGCCGGAGGAGGACAACACCCCGUCCAAGAAGCUGAAGAAAAGCGAUGAAUCCCCCAAGACCACAGCUAAACCAGCCAAAACUAAGAAAUCGGCUGUGGCGGACAAGACAGCGGACACCUACCCCUUUAAACACCAUAAAAAAAGGCCGACUGAGGACGUGCAGGAUGAGGGCGACGAGGAGAAGACCGAGGAGAAGUCCGAGGAGGACCAACUACUGACCGCCAUGCCCACCAAGACCAAGGCGCAGCAGAAGAUGUUCAGCGAUCAGCUGCUGGCCAAGCCGAACUUCGAUAGGGUAUGCGUGGUGCGAGUGCGUCGCCUGACCCAGCAGGAAAUCGAUUCGGCUUUCGAAUCCGUGGCCAAUUCACCCUUUGCCCAUGUCGUCGACUCCCCCCAGGCCGGAGUUAGUAAGGGGCGUGGCAGGGCCAAGAACGCGCCAUCGCCGCCCAAGAAGCACAAGUCGCCGCCAAAACACAAUUUUCACAUCAAAGUUCCUCUGCAGAAUGGCACGAAGAAACGGACCUUGCAGCAUUUGGCCCGCACUCACACACCACCGCCCAGUUUGGCCAGGAGGGUGGUGCCACAAAAGGUCCAGGUGCCGGCCAAGGCCAAGGCCAACCCCAAGCCCAAGUCAAAGACCAAGCCGAUCCAAAGACGGCACGCUAGUCAGGCUUUGAUCCAGCGCUUUGGCGCCCGAUUCUUUGGCUGCGUGGUGAAGAUCAAGAGGACGCCCUGGCCGAGCAAGUGGCCCGAGUGCAGUCCGCGUCCCAUUGGCGGGGUGAAGAAGGGACGCUCCAGGAAGUCCAAUCUAUCGGUGUCCUUCAGCGAGGCCGUCGAGAUCCUGGGCAGCAGCGACAGCAGCUCGCGACGUGCCACUUUCGGUUCGAUUUCAUCGAAAUCCCCCAAACCGACACGUCUGCAGCGUGUGGAUGCCACUGGCAAUGUGCUGGAGGAUAUAGCCCUGACCUCCACGCCGCUUCCUCUUCCACCCGCCGGCUCGUCUUCUUCUGCAUCACCGCGCGGCAAGAACAAGCGCCGCUCCUGCAACGGCUCGCCGAUGGGCGGACGACUCAAGCGACCGCACCAGCGUCUGUCGCUCUCCAGCUUGGCCAGCCUGCGUCUGGAUGACGACCCAAAGGCUGCCGAGGAUGAAGAUGAGGAGUACAUAGUGCCCAACGAACUGCCGGGCAUUCAGAGACCCGGAACACCUCCGCCCAAGAAAAAGAAGAUAUCCUUCACCACGACCAUCAGCGACGAUGAGGAUGAAAAGCCGGUUGUAAACAAGGAAAAGGAUAUUCUUAAAAAGUCAGCAAAGCCCCUCAAAGAGACACCCAACAAAAAGGUCGAUAAAGCGCCAAAGGAAAAAGAAAAGUCCGACAAAUCGCUCAAGGAAAAGGAGAAAACGGAAAAGUCAAAUGAGAUUGUAGAGGAUAAGAUUCCUUUAAUCGCGGCGGAAGUCGAAGCCGCCAAUAAAGAGGAAAUCAAGCCAACAGAGGAGGAAACACAGUCAAAAAAGGAAGAGAACGAAAUAGACGCCGAUGCAACAAAUGAAGUAGAAAGAGACAGAGAAGCACAAGAUGCAGCAGAUGAAAAAAGAAAUUUAAGUAGCGAAGACAAACAGGAGGAAAAAGUUGAUGAUAAGCCAGUGGAAACUGCAGAGGAAACGACAGACGACAAACCAGAGGAAACUCCAGCAGAAACAGAGGAAAAAGCUGCGCAGGAGGAGACCGUGGAAAACCUGGAUAAGGAAACCGCAGAGGAAAUCACUGAAAACCUCAAUGAAUCCCCCCAAAAACCAACAGAAGAAGUGAAACUCAAGGAAGUGGAGGAGGAAGUUGAACAGGCUGAGGAGCUUAGGGAAUUGGCUUCCUCACCACAGCUCCUGUCCACCACUGAAGACAACCAGGAGGAUGUCCUGGAGAUCCAGACGUCCUUGGACGAUGUCCGUCAGUUGCACACGCCCUCAUCCCGCCAGAGUACGCCGAAGCCGCGCAGCCGUCAGGAUUCCGGUGAAUCCGACUGCAGUUUUAAGUCCGCCAGCGAUCACGAUAAACAAGCAGCCGGAGUAGCAGCAGAAGCAGCUGUCGAGGAGGAGGGAAAACCAGCGGAAGCCGAGGAAGAAGCACCCGCAGCUCCGAUCAUCGACGACACCCUCAAUCCCGGCGAACUGCCCGCCGAAUUGAUGACCCCGCCCUCGACGACCAGGACACUAAAUGGCAGCAAUCCCACCAGCGGAUCCAGUGUAUCGGGGCCUUUUUACUCCCCCCUCGAGCAAAUGCCCACACUGGAUGACGAGGUCCUUGGCCAGCUAGAUGAUUUCAAGUAGAGAUGUUUGAGUUUUCAAGCCACUUAAAACCCGACUUCCAGUUGAACUCCAGCCGCCAUGCCAUCUCCAGGGGCACGCUGGACGACAUAAUGACUGCGUUAGAAUCCUAAGAAGCUGCCGAAUAGCGCACCAAGUACUCGCAGAUACACACGCCACCCACACAAAGGAUUCGCAGACAUAGAUACACACACACUCACAGAGGCGAAUGGAGGUGGAUUGAGGACUGAUUAAGUUUGAUCUUAGUCUGGAAUUGUAAUUUAACCCCCUUAUGAUCAACAAAUAGUCGUAUGGUUAUUUUUAAAGACAUUUCAUUUGGAAAUCGGUACUAAAAGUGACAUACAUUUAAUGUACCUUUUUUAAAAAGAAGUAAAUAGUGCAAACCUGAAUUAGUUUGCACAUAAGUUGCUGAUCUAGUCGGCUUACUGAACAUGGACCGACACCACUCACUCACUCAUUUUGCAAUUGUGCACAAAGCAGUGAAAAAACGGAAAUAAAUAAAUAAGUAAAGAAUGAAGAAAUUAAUAUCUAAUGUUUAAGUUACUUAAACAGAUCGUUAUGUUAGUUAUAUGCAAAAAGAAGACGAUUGUUCAAAUUCUCACAUUUUUUUUGAAAACUAAUAAUUUUAAAAAAUUAAAUUAUGCAUUCAUGCACAUAUAAAAUAUAAAUAUAUAUAUUUAAGUAUGGAUCAUUAGUUGUAAAUUCAAUGUAUUAAUGAGCAAACUAAUAUGUAUGUAUGUAUGUAUAAAGAAAAAAAAAACAAAAAGGAUAGUAAUA